AUGGGAGAUAGCGGAGAUUGCAGUGACAACAGCGAGGGGGAGGACAAGUACUUUAUGUCUGAUGAGUCGGGUUCAGACGACGAGGGGAACGACCCGGCGCUCAAGAAACUUGAAUCGACCUUUGUUCCUGAGUGGGCUACGAACGAGGGCAUUGCGGCGGCUCUGGAGAGGCAGUACGGCGGUGACAAGCCCAUCAACCCCAACAAGAUCUUCGUAGACUUCUAUACGUGCAGCCUCGAGACCAUUUUCGACACCAACAAGAAGAAGUGGGACCGCAAGAGCACGGGCGACUGGAUGUCGGACAGGCUGACGAUCGCCGAGAAGCUGGCGUACGACAGGGCCAUGGGCUACGUGACCAUCAACAUCAAGGGCAGCGGAGACAGGAGGAGGAGCUCGAGGAGGAGCUCGAGGAGGGGGUCCAAGAAGGGCUCUUCGUCUUCUCAGGCCAGCAGCGCCAGCAGCUUCAACAACUCCCACAGGAACGAGUAGCGAGCGAGCGAGCGAGCAGCCUUGCUUGUCGUACCGGUUGUACCCUUUAUCGUCUGUCUUUUUAUCGCGGCUUGGUGGCGAGAGACUUGCUUGUAUUGUAGUCAUCAGCAGUAGGGUACUGUACCCUCUUUUAGCUAUUUUGGUAUUUAGGUGUUUUCCCUUUUGUCGCUGCUUUCUGGCGACAGAAUUGCCGGCCACUAGCAGCAGAAGCAGGGUAUCUGUAGUGUAGGGAAGCUAUUGUAGAUAGCUCCAGGACAAUGGAGCUCGCGCAACAUUCACAUUCUGUGGAACGGUGCCUGAUGGAUUAGAGUAGUGCGUUAGGUCGUGUUCUUUCUCAACUAGUUAUUGUCUGCGUUCCCCCCGUGGAGGGGGGCGGCAAGCGAAAAUUAUUGGUGGAUAUUGUUUUUGAAGAUUUCCCCCCUUUUUUCAUUCGAAUUUUUUUCUAAGAACCCGCCGUAUGGGCAAAGGGGGGGCGGAGGGGUUGUUGGGCAAGGCGGGGCCCUCAUAUUAUACGCUGUUUUUUUCUCCUUCCUCCGUGUAGUUCUUCGGCCACUUUCUUUUGUCUGUCGGGCAAAUGAGUUUCGUGCCGUGACAGAUAGAUCCAAUCUGAUUCAAAAUAACUGCCUUUUUGUUUGGUGUGCAGGUAGACAUAUAAGCACAGGAAUUUUCCAUAUAAGCAUCGGUAUUUUCGUUUCCAUCGAACACGAAACAGCAACACGCGAGCAUGCACGUAGGCGUUGUUUUGAGAGCUUGCGGCUGUGAAUAAUAUCUCACAGGUAGCAGCUGAAACCAAGCAAAGGUUUCGCGUAGUUAGUAGGCUAGAUCUUUGUCUGCAGCAUGGUGAUAAAGAUAUGCUCUCUGGCGUGUGUCAUUGUCACACACAGCAAGAGGAGAGCGAUUGCGCAGUGAAUGAAUAAUUAGCAUGGGCAAUAUUGGCCGCAUCGUAGAUAUUGCUUCUAUUGCGAACCACGGUACAACUGUCCAGCGCUAGCUUUAAUUAUUUGUUUUGCCAUUCCUUUCUUUUUCGGUUCACGAUGACCUUGCUGAGGCCCGGGCGUGGACAUGGGUUACCCUCAUUUGGCAUUUCGAUGUUGGUCUCAUUCGUUUGUUCCCUGCAGCCACUCCGACGAAGCGCGCGUACAGCGAUGAAUUGGAUGAUUUUACUCGGAAACACAAAACAGACGGUGCAGGCAGCGGUUUCGCAUUCAUCCAUCCAUUCAUUCAUUCUUAGCAGCCGAACUUCCCCCAUGAGUUGAAUGGAUGCACGCACCAUCAUAUCCCUGUCCGAAGCUCUGGACUCGGCAGACAUGAGAUAUCGGGAAACGCAUUGUCGGAUACUUUAUGUUUUCCUUCCACGUCUCGAAAAUGACGUUGGGCGCCCCCCGCUUCGCGUGGGGAACACCGAACCCCCGUUGAUGUUGGCGGGGGAAGAUGCAGCUUCAUGUGGAUCCCCUGCUAAGUUUUUGUUGUUCUUGUAAGUUUAAGGAAGGACUUUCUUGUGGUUGUUAUAUCACAGGGGGGGACGAGGAUAAACUCAAUCCUGUGCUGUGACUGUGAGAUAGGUCCUACAUGGCGCGUCAGGAAACCAUGCAGACUACGUGUGUGCUGUCGAAUAUUGGCGCAGAUUGAGGGUGUGUUGGCGCCCAGAGUCGAUGGAACGAAACCAAAGACAAGACCAGACAAGGCAAGAUGUUCAAUGACACUGCCCGCCUGCCGCGUUGACCAUUAUGACGUGUUAACGUGUUGGCAUGACAUGGUUCCCCUUUGGGCUAUCAUGCACAUUUGGUUGAUGCGGCAACAUCCCUGCCGGGUGCGUAACGGUCGAGGCAUGAUUGAUAGGAAAUUAAUCGUCGUUGAUUUUCAAUCCCUAAACGUUUGAAAUGCAUGGGACUCCAGUCCCCCGACCGACCCUUCUUUGUGUACCACGAAACAACUCCAAAUCAAAGCACAUCCUUUCAUUCGUUGCCAGCACCAGCGAUACUGCAUAUACAUAUUUUGGUACUUCCGGCCUUUGCCACCGGCCGGCCAUAAAGAGCAUUGCGUACUGUACAAGACCGAAAAAACUAUCAAAAAUUCACGAUUCCAACCGGCGAUGCACACACGGACCCUAUUCUCGAAUCUACCAGAUAUACAUACCACGCGAACAAACAGAGCUCCAACCACUGACUGCGCGAUAUACGUCCCGACAAUACAAGGCUCGACGAGACAUCACAUGUCGCGCGAAACGUCGAAAACGAAAAAAUUGAUCCAACCCCCAAACGUAUUGCACCGCUAGCAUGAAGAGCACACGCUGCUGAUGAAGGCUCCAACUUCCCGCACUGAAAAAUGUACCAUACAAUAUGGUACCCCUACUAUACAGCCCCA
Ectocarpus siliculosus is the source of this 2853-nucleotide messenger RNA. NCBI's taxonomy places the organism in Eukaryota, Phaeophyceae, Ectocarpales, Ectocarpaceae. The record is from the annotation of a GenBank genome assembly.